AUGGCCUUGUUUAAAAUUUUCAUUUCUGCUUCUGCUCUAGUCACUGCGACUGCACUUCCUGCUCCCUACGACCACCAACCCGACGGAUACGUGGGGUUGCAUGUUCGAACCCUCGGUGAUGCCGCUGCGCAGUGCGGUAACCACCAGCAAAUUUCUUGCUGCAACAAGGGAAAUAGCGCUGGUACCUUGCUGGAUGGACUCCUGGGAGGAAACUGCAGUCCUAUUGAUCUUAGUGUUCUUGCUAUUACAGUUCCUAUUAGCACGGCUUGCAGUAACCAGGUUGCUUGCUGCACUGGCGACCAGAACGGUCUCCUUAACCUCGCAUGUACUAACCUCAACCUCUAA
Molecule: messenger RNA, 345 nt
Organism: Metarhizium album ARSEF 1941
Lineage: Eukaryota; Fungi; Ascomycota; Sordariomycetes; Hypocreales; Clavicipitaceae
Product: hydrophobin
Exons: 3
Coding region: 1-345 (114 amino acids)
Cellular component (GO): fungal-type cell wall
Molecular function (GO): structural constituent of cell wall
Source: RefSeq, a predicted model, not a curated record